Messenger RNA from Mus musculus (house mouse), 924 nucleotides. RefSeq names its product olfactory receptor family 5 subfamily B member 108 (gene Or5b108). The transcript has a single exon. Bases 1 to 924 code for a protein of 307 amino acids. The record is from RefSeq and is marked provisional. NCBI's taxonomy places the organism in Eukaryota, Metazoa, Chordata, Mammalia, Rodentia, Muridae. Gene Ontology annotation, biological process: signal transduction; detection of chemical stimulus involved in sensory perception of smell; G protein-coupled receptor signaling pathway. Gene Ontology annotation, cellular component: plasma membrane; membrane. Gene Ontology annotation, molecular function: olfactory receptor activity; G protein-coupled receptor activity.
AUGGAGAACACGACAGAAGUGACAUGGUUUGUCUUGCUGGGACUCACCAAUGACCCACAACUCCAGCUUCCACUCUUCAUUACCUUCCUCCUCAUCUACAUCAUCACUCUGGUGGGGAACCUAGGGAUUAUCCUGUUGAUUCUCUUGGACUCUAGGCUCCACACCCCCAUGUACAUUUUCUUGAGUAACCUGUCCUUAGUGGACUUCUGUUAUUCCUCAACAAUCACUCCAAAGGUCAUGGCUGGAUUUCUUACAGGAGAUAGGAUCAUAUCUUAUAAUGCUUGUGCCUCUCAGAUGUUCUUUUUUGCACACUUUGCUGAUGUGGAGAGCUACCUUUUAGUGUCCAUGGCCUAUGAUCAUUAUGUAGCAGUGUGUAAGCCCCUACAUUAUGCCACCACCAUGACAACACACUUAUGUGUUUUUCUAGUUAUUGGCUGUUACAUUUGUGGUUUCCUGAAUGCUUCCAUCUAUACAGUGGAUGUAUUUAGUCUCUCCUUCUGUGAGUCCAAUGUCAUUCAUCAUUUUUUCUGUGAUGUUCUAGCAGUCAUGAUAAUAUCUCGCUCUGACAAAUAUAUUAAUGAACUGGUUCUUAUUUCUGUAGCCAGUUUCAAUAUUAUUUUUUCUCUUAUACUCAUCUUAAUAUCCUAUAUGUUCAUUUUUACCAACAUACUAAAGAUAAACUCAUCUGAAGGAUAUCGCAAAGCUCUCUCCACUUGUACCUCACACUUUACAGCUGUCUUCAUUUACUAUGGGACUGUCAUCUUCAUGUACUUGCAGCCAACCUCCAGUCACUCCAUGGACACUGACAAAAUUGUGUCUGUGUUCUACUCCAUUGUCAUCCCUAUGUUGAACCCUCUGGUCUACAGCAUGAGGAAUAAGGAGGUGAAGAAUGCAUUCACAAAGGUUGUAUUGAGGUCAAGGUAA